UUAAAAUGGCGGGCAGAUUUGAAGAAACGAAAUAGUAGUAAACAAUCCAUAAAGCCAUGGUUUUGGCGACGUGAUUCAAAAUGAUACUUUUAUGAUUGGCGUUGAGAAGCAAACUACAUUGGAAGAUGGAAAUCUAAGGUUACAUUUGAAAUAUUUAGUGAAGAUAUGAAGCCUUCAACGUCAACUAGUCUAAGAACUCGACCGACAGCACAACAAAGGGAAUUGCUCUCUUUUACGAACGCUGCAGUCCAAGCUCUUACAGAACCAACAACUAAAGACAAUCAAGUAAAAUCAGUUAGUUUGCCAUCGAAAGAAAUCUCAGUUGAUCGUCAAAAUGGAUCGUCCUCCGAGCUGUCUUUCAACACCAGUGGAAAUGAUUCAAGCUCAUUUAGUGAUAAGCGAGCUGUUCUUAAACUUGGUACAGAUUCAAAUUCUUCAUCGAGUGUUACAGGAAACAGGGAUGUAGACAAAAUGGACUUGUCGUCGUUAGAUAGCUCAUUCAAUACAAGUACAGCAGUUAGGGUAAGAGUUCCUUCAAGUUUGCUACGGGAGAUCAAGGCUCCUGUAAAUAGAAGUAUCGAUGGCAGUGGAGGUAAUUCCUUUGCAGACACACAACCAACACCAAAAAUAGUUCGCCAUGUCAAUGGUCCAUCAGCUUGGGUUUCCAUGUCAACCAGUAGUCCACUUCACCUUCCUGAACAUUCAGUAUCAUCACAAAGGGAACCCACCUCUACUACUACAGUAUAUGCGCAUGAGAUCCUACAGGCUAAUGAUGUAGAUAAGGGAUGGAAGCAAUCUCAAAAGCAUAAAUCCCAUUUGCAAUCCAGAGAAGUUGUAAAUGAACAGGUCAGUCAAGAAAAACAAGAGGAGCAAGUGAAAUCCAUUUCUGAUUGGAGGAAGGGUCAUGAUGGUAUUGGUUUAAGCCAAGGUGACCGUGUUACAGGGAUUCUUUUUGGUAAUACUGGAAGAUCAGAUUCAGUUCAAGCAAAGUCAUUUACUUUAAGUCAAAGAGAGAGACUCCUAAAGGAAGAAUUCACGAAAAGACAGGACAGAAAAAGUGCCCCAAUCAAACGCUCAGUUCAGCCAACAAUAAUAACUUCCAAGCAGGCACAAAAACCAGAUAAAGAAGAAUUCAAGAUUGCUGAAGCUCCCUUGGAAAGCCAAGUUGCCAGUGCAGCUGCUAUUGCUGCUGCAGCYGCCUCUGCUGCAACUGCUCCCUUCUUGCAAGUUGAUGCAAGGCUGAGAAAAUUAGAGGAGCUCCAACAGCAGCUCCUGAGUGCACAGGAAUCCCAAAUGAAWAAAAGACCAGUCAAUCCCUACUCUGKUCCUUCCUCUGGUAAUGACCAUGUUAACGUYCAUUAUGGACCCUCUACUGGUGUARCAUCACCUGUAAAUACAAAACCAAAUUAUCCUCAAGUAGUCACAUCGGACUAUCCAAAAUAUUCACUGCCAACUGACAGGCACCCAAGUACUGCUAUACCACAGGCUGCCCAGCCUUCAUUCAUGCAUCAACUAGUACAGGAACAUCCAUUUGUCUCUCCUCCAUCUCAAAGCCAGCAUACUCAACCACAAAGAUCAAUAAAUCAAGAUGUAAACCAGACAAGACAUUUCUUGCAAGCAGGCAUGCAGCAGCAGCAACCUGCUAAAGAUAACGGCUCUCAACAAGCAUUUAAACAUCAAACCACUACACCCUACAAUGGCUAUCCUUCAUCUUCAAAUAAAAUACAGCCAUCAAAGAUGCAGGAAAUGGUAAACUCUCAUCCAACAGCAACACAAACUGAAACCGUCUACACUCAGACUGUCCCACAGACAUAUGUCCCAGCAAAACAGCUACCUCAACAUGAAUUAUCAAGAAAGCCUUUGAAAAACACCAAGACACGGACAACACCCCAGGACUCCUCUUUGUCCUCCAGCGAUUCUCCACUCCAGACCCCACUUCCUCGUAAGAAACCACCAAGACCAACGCCACACUCUACAAGUAAAGGAAUUAAGUAUUUAGACUUAACAUCUAAGAAAAAGAGAGUACAUUUUGAUUAUGCAGACAAGAUUGAUCCUCUGUUGUCAUACAAUCAAUAUGAACCCAUUGAUUACAGUGAGAAAUCAAGAUAUGGAAGAACUGGUCCCACACAACACGUGACUGCUGCAUCUUUAACGGCUCCAUUAAGGUUAGUCAUAUGAUAUUUCUUUGGAAAGAGUUGCAAAUGAGGAUUAAAGUGUUUUUGUGCAUAUAGCUUGCGUAGGAGGUCUUACCACAGCUUGUUUACGGACUGCGUGCCUCCUCGUUGUGACAAAACCUACUCAGACAGAAAAACAAUUUAGGGAAAAUGUUUCCCCACGUUGUGCCCACUCCUUUCCUACAAUGUAGUGUUGCAAAUCGAUGUCUCAAAAUAUUUAUUGGUAACAUUUGGAUUGUUUAAUGUACAAAGAUAUUUAAA
Molecule: messenger RNA, 2435 nt
Organism: Exaiptasia diaphana
Lineage: Eukaryota; Metazoa; Cnidaria; Anthozoa; Actiniaria; Aiptasiidae
Exons: 8
Coding region: 166-2178 (670 amino acids)
Source: RefSeq, a predicted model, not a curated record